Molecule: messenger RNA, 7419 nt
Organism: Nycticebus coucang (slow loris)
Lineage: Eukaryota; Metazoa; Chordata; Mammalia; Primates; Lorisidae
Gene: ZNF518A
Product: zinc finger protein 518A
Exons: 7
Coding region: 857-5320 (1487 amino acids)
Biological process (GO): regulation of transcription by RNA polymerase II
Cellular component (GO): nucleus
Molecular function (GO): RNA polymerase II transcription regulatory region sequence-specific DNA binding; DNA-binding transcription factor activity, RNA polymerase II-specific
Source: RefSeq, a predicted model, not a curated record
UUCGCUUCUCAACUCCAGCUUGUUGUACGUCCGGUCUUUUGGAACUCUACUGCCCUUCACAUCUAGGAGCUAGGCAGUGUGCCUCCGCGCUCUCCGCGGGACAGCGGAACCCUGGAGGAAGGGGCGGAUCGGGCGCGGUGUUUGGGGCGAAGCGGGGCGCGCGGCGCGCGGCGCUCGAAGCUCUCUCGGCGGGCUCCGCGGCUGGUGGAGACAGCACGGGCACCCCUCAGACCGCACCCCUCGCGCUAUAGAUAUCAUCUCUUCUUUUGAUCACUGUUCCUGAUUGUGGCAUUGUCCAACCAUUAAAUUGUGUGCCUUUUGUUCCUUGAAGAAAGAGGUGGUGCUAACAAUCUCCUACUCCAUCUGGUCUUUGGACCCAGCUCAGAGCUCUAGAUUCAUUUUCUUCCUCCUCAUACCUCCGCCUGAGUCUUUUGUCACCCAAAGGGUUCCUCCCGAUCUUCCAGGAAGCCUCACUUUCUCUCAAGAGACAGAGUCUCAAUUUAUUGCCCUUGGUAGAGUGCUGUGCCAUCACAGCUCACAGCAACCUCCAGCUCCUGGGCUUAGAUGAAGUAACUAAGACAGAGAUUGAGAUUUCUGUAAAGUAACAUUGACCAAUGAGGAAACUGAGGUGCAGAGAAGUUGAAGCUUUCCCAGUGUCACAUACCAGAGCUGGAAAUACAGCUUGCAUUUCCUGACUUCCAGAUUAGUGUUAUCUUUACUUCAAAACUUCUUGGUGAGUUAAUGUGGGAAAAAUCCUGUAUUCUGAAGAUGUCUCAGCCCAGUAUCAUUUCCUGUUUAAAUUACAGAUAACUUCAAGAAUUUUCAGAAAAAAGAAAUAGGGAUUUUUGGUUAAAUCAUGCCAUCUGAACAGAAACAGUUAUUCUGUGAUGAAAAGCAGACGACUUUAAACAAAGAUUAUGAUGUGAAAAGUGAGAUAAUUGAUACUAUCAUAUUAGACCCUAAACCAAAAAUUUUAGAAAGCAAUUUUCAUUACAAACUAAAAGAUGUGAAAAUUGAUUUGCCGAAGGUAAAUAUUCCAAAUGAAGUCCUGUCAAAACAUGAAGUUGAUAAGUACAGAAAAUUUUUUCUGUGUAAAUCACAGACAGCAAGAAAAUCUAUUAGUAUAAAGACUAUAAGUUGUGUAGAAGAAUGUAUGUUGCUUCAUAAGUCUGAGAGAGCUGAAGAAGAGGGUAUAAAAAUGUCUGCAAAAAUACUCAAUUUUAACUGUUUAAAAUGCCAAGACAACACUCGAUAUAGUCCAAAUGAUUUGCAGAAACACUUUCAAAUGUGGCACCAUGGUGAAUUACCUUCAUAUCCUUGUGAAAUGUGCAGUUUUUCGGCAAAUGAUUUCCAGGUAUUUAAACAACACAGACGAACCCAUAGAAGCACUUUAGUAAAAUGCGACAUUUGUAGCAAUGAGAGUGUAUAUACUUUAUUGGAAUUGACAAAACAUUUUGCAUCCACACAUUGUGUUAAUGGUAAUUUUCAAUGUGAAAAGUGUAAAUUCUCCACCCAGGAUGUUGGCACGUUUGUUCAGCACAUUCAUAGGCAUAAUGAAAUUCAUUAUAAAUGUGAUAAAUGCCAUCAUGUAUGUUAUACCAAAGGAGAACUUCAGAAGCACCUUUAUGUUCAUUCUGGUACUUUGCCCUUCACUUGUCAAUAUUGUAGCUAUGGUGCCACCAGAAGAGAACACCUUGUAAGACACGUUAUAACUUUGCACAAAGAACAUCUAUAUGCAAAAGAAAAACUAGAGAAAGACAAAUAUGAAAAAAGGAUGGCUAAGACUUCAGGACUUAAGCUAAUACUGAAGAGAUAUAAAAUAGGUGCUUCAAGGAAGACAUUCUGGAAACGUAAGAAAAUUAACAAUGGAAGUGACAGAAGUAUAGAAAAAAACACUCAAGGACUUAAAAAAAUGAACAAAACACAGACUAAAUCAGAAGACCAGAGCCAUCUCGUUCAAAAGCAUUUGAGCGAAGACAAGGAGGAAAGACUACACUGUGUGAAUAAUGAUAAGCCCCCUGUAUCAGAGUCAGAGAAGCCAACUCUUCUGUCGCCAGGGCAGUGUAACAGAGCUGAAGAGGGAUCAAAUGCUACUUCCGGUUUCCUGAAGACUGCUGUACAAGGACCUACAGUGUUGAUGGUGAAAAAUAAUAAAAUAGCAAUUCCUGCUAACUACAGUCCUAAGUUUAUGGGCUUCAAGAUGGUGGAUGGAAAACAGCACAUUGUAAUAAAAUUGUUGCCUAUCAAUAAACAGAAUUUACAUUCACCAGUCUCACAGUCAGGUGCUACAAAGGAGAGUACUGCUGAUUUGCAGCCCCAGACUUUGGACACCACUGGGCUUUUAACAGGAGUAACAACUGAGUUAAGUAACCCAGCUUAUAUGAAAACAGCUACUCCAUUUUCAUGUUCAUCUCCUGUACUUCUGGGAAAAAUAGUGUCAGAAAGAGAAAUGGCUUUGAUAUGUCAAAGGAAUAAUAUGCGUCAAACAUUGGAUUAUGAAAAAAGUGUCUCUUCUUUGCCAACAUCAGAAUUGAUUCCAUCAGUGAAUUUGACCACAAAAGUUGAAACAAGAGAUAAUGUUGACUUGUGGGGAAAUCAUAUCACUCAGAGUCACCCUGAGCUAUUAAAUACCACCAUUAAAAGCCCAGAUAAAGUCAACCAUACUACCAAACCAGUUGCAUACAACAGUGGAGAUAUGCAUAACUAUUGCAUUAAUUAUGUAAAUUCUGAGUUACCUGUUGAAUCCUCCAGCCAAGGAUCAUUACCUUUUCAUAAUUACUCAAAAGUGAACAAUUUUAAUAAACAUCCUAGGUUUUCAGGAACAGUAACUUGUGACAGCCCUCAAAGAGAAUCUUCAUCAAGCAAAACAGCACUGCAACAACCAAUUAGCGAAUCAGUUUUAUCACUAGUGAGGAAGGAGAGCUCAAAACCAGAUAGCCUGUUAUCGUCUAUUAGCCUUUUAAAUGAUAAAGAUGGAACUUUAAAAACUAAAGUUGAAACUGAAGAACAGUGUGUUUUAGGAAAAGAACAAAACAUUGAACAAAACCUGUACAGUAAUGAAAAUCAAAAUUUAGAAAGUGUGAUUGAAAAAUCUAAAUGGGAUGACAUUUCUAGUGUUGAUUCACCAAUGAUGCCUAGAAUCACAUCUGUUUUCUCUCUCCAGAGCCAACAGGCAUCAGAAUUUCUGCCACCUGAAAUAAACCAAUUACUUCAAGAUGUAUUGAAAAUAAAAUCUGAUGUAAAACAAGAUUCUAGUAACACUCCACAUAAAGACCUCCCACUUAAUUGUCACCAGUCAUUUCAAAGACAGGAGGGAGAAGGCAAAAUAGCUGAAUCUUCGAAAGACUUAAAAGUGCAAGAUGUCUUCCCAGUUUCACCUCACAGUGUGAGUGUUAAUGUGCCCACAAGUGACCUGAAUUUAAAAUGUAAUGGAAAAGAAAAACAAGUGUUAUCAGUAUCACAAGAUGUGAAAGACUCAGAGAAGACACCUAGAAUUUCAGGUUUUGGCACAUUACUUAAAACUCAAUCAGAUGCAAUAAUAACACAGCAGCUUGUAAAAGACAAACUACGAGCCACUACACAAAAUCUAGGCUCUUUCUAUAUGCAGAGCCCAUUUCUAAAUUCAGAACCAAGAAAAACUUUCUUUGUUCAGACUCCAAAAGGAUUUUUUGUGCCAUUGCAUGUUGCUAACAAGCCUGGAUUACACGUUGUUUCAGGAAGACCACUUCCAUUGGUUAGUAUGCAAGGUGUACCUGCUUCUCUUAUUUUAAACAAGAAACCUGGGGUGAUUUUUGCAUUUAAUAGUAAGAAAGUUGAAGAUGUUUCCACUGUCAAAACUGAGAGUCCUCAAGCUUGUGGAACUGUGACUAUGGAGCCUUGCAAAACACCUUUUUUAAAGGUAGAACCAAACAAUAAUUGUCUCACACCUGCACUUUGUUCCAGCAUUGGCAAUUGUUUGAAUGUGAAAAAUAGCUCAGAAAACCCUUUGUCAUUAAAAGGCCCUUAUAUUAUUAAAACAUCAGCAGGUUCUGCAGUGAAAGCUAUUCCUACUCCUAAUAUGCUAUCUGAGCAUCAGGGCACUAAGUUGAAUAUCUUGGAUUCAGUGAAACAGCAGAAUGAGAUUUUUCCAAAACCACCUCUUUAUACACUCUUGCCUGGUGGCAAACAAGCUGUUUUUUUAAAGUGUGUGAUGCCAAAUACAACUGAGCUGCUUAAGCCUAAAUUAGUCCAAAAUAGUACUUACUAUCAAAAUAUACAGCCAAAGAAACCUGAAGGAACACCACAAAGAAUAUUGCUGAAAAUUUUUAACCCUGUUUUAAAUGUGACUGCUGCUAAUAAUUUGUCAGUAAGCAACUCUGCAUCCUCAUUGCAGAAAGACAAUGUCCCAUCUAAUCAGACUAUAGGAGGAGAGCAGAAAGAGCCAGAAUCUUCUAAAGAUGCCUUAUCCUUCUUACAAGAUGAUUUGAUGCCAGCAAAUGAAAUUGUGAUAACUUCUACAGCAACAUGCCCAGAAUCAUCUGGGGAACAAGUACGUGUCAGUGACUGUCCAGAGACCAGAGUUUUAAGAUGUAAAACAAAUUCUACACUGGACAGAAACUUUAAUAGAAAAAAGGCUUCUAAAAAAAAUUUUUCAAGAGUAAAAACUCGUUUAAGGAGUAAGGAUUCUGAAGUUACCUUUUUAUCUAGAAAUAGAAACUAUAAACGAAAGUGUAGGAAUAGUUACCAAGAACCUCCAGUGAAAAAACCAAGAUUGCAUAGAAAAUGUAAAGAAAAGUCUAAACCUGAAGAUGGCCAUGGAACAUUUGGAUUUAGCAGACCUAGACUUCCAAAAGAUUCAGUCAGAACUUUGCGGCUUUUUCCUUUUAGUUCCAACCAGCUUGUGAAAUGCCCUAGGAGAAAUCAACCAGUUGUAGUUUUGAAUCAUCCUGAUGUAGAUGCACCAGAAGUCGUAAAUGUAAUGAAAACUAUUGCUAAAUUUAAUGGACGUGUACUUAAGGUUUCACUGUCACAAAGAACUAUCAAUGCUUUACUGAAUCCAGUUUGUUCUAACCCUUCCAAAGCAACAUAUGAUUAUUUUUCCAAGAGACACAAAACUUUUAAACCUGUUAGUUCUGUGAAAGAAAGGUUUGUGCUAAAAUUAACACUCAAGAAGACAAGUAAAAACAAUUACCAGAUUGUGAAGACUACCUCUGAAAAUAUUUUGAAGGCUAAAUUCAACUGUUGGUUUUGUGGUAGAAUAUUUGACAAUCAGGAUAUUUGGGCUGGUCAUGGGCAGAGACAUUUAAUGGAAGCUACUCGAGAUUGGAAUAUGUUAGAAUGAUUUACUGUAAUUACUAAGAAAAAGAAAAGUAAAAUUACCUUAGAAGAAAACAAUUGGUUUAAUUACCAUAAUGCAGACAUUUUCUACUUCAGUAUAGUAUCUGAAAUAUUUUGAAAGUUUGUUAUAUUUCUCUGGAAGAGCAAAAGUUUUUAUGUGUGAUAUUUGAAAGUGUUUAUCACUGCCUGCACACAUAAGUUUGAAAAGAAACUAAUCACAGCACAGAUGUACCUUGAUUUAAUUUUUUUUUAACGUGCUCUUGGGAAGUUAGGGCUAAAGAAAAUUUUGAUAAAACAAUUUUCCCAAUUCUUUAUCAUGACUCUUUAAGGAGAGGGUAAUGACUGAUAACCCCCCCUUCUUCUACCAGCCUUAGGAAUCUGAUGAAUAUAGUUCCUCCAAAGAUGGAGAGCUCUUUCACAGUGAAAAUGGAGUUUCUCGUUAUUUGUGAAGAUAAGAGAGUUUGGAUAAAGAAGUUAACUCUGCAUGUGCUAAAUACAGUUCUUUUGGAGGGUAUUGGGCUCCCUUGAAAGUACGUGUAACUCUCUACAGUUACACCUCAUAUAAUGCUUGAAGAGUUUUUGGCAAGGAAAUCAUUUUACCUGUAGAAAUUGGAACACCCUCCCAAGAUGAUUUUCUCUUUCUAAAUAGCUAUGUCAAGUGUUGUAGUAUAUGGGCAGUCUUGAAAAGAAUUUAAACUCUGUCUCAUUUAAAGUCCAGUUGUAAACUUGAACCAUAUUUCUGAAUUUGAUUAUAUUCUCCUGUCAUCCCUUGCACAAAACUAUGUUUAUCUGAUUUAAAUUAUCCGUCAUAAACCAAAUAGCCAGUUUUUUUUCUUGGUUGCCAUCCCUUUAAAAAGAAUGGAAAAUAGAAGCACUUCCAAGGGAAUGGCUUUUCUUGAAAACUAAAAAUUUUCUUUUCUUUCUUUCUUUUUUUUUUUUUUGUUUUUGUUUUUGUUUUUGUUGCAGUUUGGCAGGGGCUGGGUUCAAACCUGCCACCCUCAAUAUAUGGGGCUGGUGCCCUACUCACUGAGCCACAGGCACUGCCCAAAACUAAAAGUUUUUCUACUGAAACAAUGUUUUGAAGCAAAUGAUAUUUUUGUCCGUAUUUACUAUUAUUGUUUGAACCUGUCCAAAUUAGUACAAACAAUUUUGGUUUGCAAAUUUCUGUAUGAUGGACAACCCAAAGGAAAUACAUACUGAUUGCUGGCAUUUGAAAAUGGGGAAAUAUUAGUAGUGCAGCCAGUGACAGAGGAUAAAACUUUAGGACAGCUUCCUAAGGGACAGGCCUAACAGAGUUUCAAAAUGGAUGUUUCCAUGACAAUAGAAUCAUAGAUUUAAACUUUUCACCUUGUAAGUUUGUAUCAAAUUUUGUUGGAUUGUUGGAUAAUGGAGUUCUUGUAUUACAAAAAUUUAAACUACAUGAUUUUGUUACGUGUUACUAUUAAGUAUUAAUGACAUUUUCAUUGAUUGGAUAAAAACUUCAGGGCUUAUUUUCUGUAUAUAACAGAAAUUAAAUCUGUACAUAUUUUUGUACCUUUAUGUAAAUUUUGCACAGAUAGUUUUUUGAUAAAAAAUCCUUUCUCUUUUCAGUUUAGUUCUGUGCAUGCACUAAUAAAACUGGUUGUUUAAUUUAAAAGGAAUAUAUAAGACUUUACUUAUGUUAUUUUCUUGGUUUUCAUUUCAGAUGUAGGAUUCCUUUUUUUUUUUUAGGUAAAUUCAUUUUUCAGGGAUUGAACACUAUUGUUAGCAAGUGCCUAAAAAAGAUGUGAAACAGUUUACAAUAUGUCAACUGUAACAGUAGGUCCCAAAUGGGUCCAUUCCCCUAAUAGUUUUAUUUUAAAGAAAGCCAUACAUAGAUGCUUCAAGCUAUCUUGCUAUGCACAUUAUACUUGUACUGUUUUUGUGCAGUUUGUCUACUUUCUUAGUGAAGUAUUUUUUGUAUAAAAUGUUUCAAUUGUGUUUCUAAAUUGAGCCUAUGAAUGGAGUUAAUUUGAGAUAUACAGUAUAUAUUAAUAAUGUAUAUGGUGUUUAAAGACUGGUAAGCCUUGUUAAUUUCUGUAAUGAACAUUUUCUUCAAUUAAAAUUAUCUUAAGUUUGUGUUUA